Messenger RNA from Symbiodinium necroappetens, 726 nucleotides. The record is from the annotation of a GenBank genome assembly. NCBI's taxonomy places the organism in Eukaryota, Dinophyceae, Suessiales, Symbiodiniaceae.
AUGCAACAACUCUCGUCAGCCUCACAUGCUGACUUCGUCGAAAAGAUCGGGGUCGCUGACCCAGAGCCAGCUUUCAGUCAUCACGACCUCCUAUGUAAAGAUAUUUACGCAAAGAGCUCGAAGGGUUUAGAACGGCUGGGUCGGUUUAUCCAGGACAGAGAGGCUCGGGAAAAGGAACGAGCAGACUGGUCGCGGAACAGAUACAGGUACCAGAUUGAGUCCGCAAGGCUUUGGAAAGACCUCCAAGAGUGCGCAAACCACUUGAAGCAACCACCUGUGGAAUUGCCGCCCUUGGAUCCAGAUGCCUUCAACCCGUGGGCUGUCGAAUCAGAAACGAGUGCUCCAUUCACUGCACCAACGUUUGGAGCCCCAGCACGACCCACAGCUGUUCGCAAAGCGAAGGGGCUCUUCUCACCGUAUGCCUCGAUGAGUGACUUGGCGGCGGCCUUCCAUGCACCCGAAGAUGGAGGUCGCCGCUUAGCACAGCGUGCAAGAUCACAGACAGAGGUAUCAGUGCUGCGACCAACACCCGGCCGAAGACCUCGCGGCUUGAUGAAAGGAGGCCCCAAGCAGGAGAUCGUGUGGCCUGGUGGUUGGAUACCAAAACAAUCAGUCGGAAGUCGAGGCCUCCCGCCAGGUUUCAUCACUGCCAAAGCCUUCCCGAGCGGUCAGGUGAUGUAUCCGAAAGACAGAUGGUUCCCGCCAGAGAAGACAGCGCCAAGCUGA